Teleopsis dalmanni is the source of this 1829-nucleotide messenger RNA. RefSeq names its product glutamate dehydrogenase, mitochondrial-like. The transcript has a single exon. Gene Ontology annotation, molecular function: L-glutamate dehydrogenase (NAD+) activity. Gene Ontology annotation, cellular component: mitochondrion. Bases 174 to 1775 code for a protein of 533 amino acids. The record is from RefSeq and is a predicted model, not a curated record. Lineage: Eukaryota; Metazoa; Arthropoda; Insecta; Diptera; Diopsidae. Gene Ontology annotation, biological process: L-glutamate catabolic process.
AAGAAGGUAAUUUUCAUAAAGUCUUUUCAGAAAAAAUGUUUUUUUAAAUUAAAAAUGUUCUAACUUUCUAUUUUUCUUGUGUGUAGUAAAAUCCUUUAAAAUAGGUUUCUAAAUUGAAAUUUACAAUAAACUUUGGCAUUUAAAAAUCAACGAAUUAAGUUUCAGUUACUUCAAUGUAUUCAUUUCUCAGUACUUUGAGAAUUUGUGGUCGGGAAAUGGUUAUUCCUAUUCGCAUAAGGCGUCUGAAACAUGAGAUUCCUAAGCAUCUACAAGGCAUACCUAAAGAGAAGUCGCCUAAGUUAGCCGCUAUGAUCGAGUAUUACUACCACAAUGCCGCCUCCAAAGCAUCCGACUCACUUGUUAAGGAAAUGCAAAAGUAUCCUCAAAUGAGCGAUAAGGAGCGUGAAGAAAGGGUUAGUGCUAUACUUAGACUAAUCGGUACGGUUUCCACAUGCCUUGAGGUGACGUUUCCAAUAAUUCGAAAAGAUGGUAAAUACGAGUUAAUAACUGGUUACAGAGCUCAUCACUGUCGACAUCGUUUGCCUGUGAAAGGUGGUAUACGAUUUGCCAAAGAUGUUAAUGCAGAUGAAGUUAAGGGUCUUAGCAGCAUUAUGACAUUUAAAAAUUCUUGUGUUAAUGUACCAUUUGGUGGAUCGAAAGGUGGUAUAACUAUAGAUCCUAAGACGUAUAGCAGUUCGGAACUGCAAGUUAUUACCCGACGUUACACAAUGGAAUUGCUAAAACGUAACAUGAUUGGCCCCGGUAUUGAUGUGCCCGCCCCAGAUGUUAAUACUGGUGCACGUGAAAUGAGCUGGAUGUGUGACCAGUACAUGAAGACAUUUGGUUAUAAUGAUAUUAAUUCGUUGGCAAUAGUCACUGGCAAGCCAGUACACAAUGGAGGUAUACGUGGGCGAGAAUCAGCAACUGGUCGGGGUGUUUGGAAAGCCGCUGAUAUGUUUAUAAAUGAUAAAGAAUGGAUGAAUGCGGUUGGCAUGAAGCCGGGUUGGAAAGACAAGACAGUAAUUGUUCAGGGUUUUGGUAAUGUCGGGUCAUUUGCUGCAAUAUUUGUGCAUGAUGCUGGUGCUAAAAUAAUUGGUAUCAAAGAGAUGGAUUGUUCUUUGCAUGAGCCGAAUGGCAUUAAUCCACACGAAGUUUUAGCACAUAAGAAUAAAACGAAAAGCAUAAAAGGCUUCACAAAAGCUAAGGAAUUUACUGGUGAUCUACUAACAGAAAAGUGCGAUAUACUAAUGCCAUGCGCUACACAAAAGGUACUAACAAGUGAUAACGCUGAUAAGGUACAAGCUAAAAUAAUACUUGAAGGUGCAAAUGGGCCUUCAACUCCUGGAGCUGAUGAAAUAUUUUUGAAAAAGAAGAUACUUGUAGUACCUGAUCUGUUUUGUAAUGCUGGUGGUGUUACUGUAUCAUAUUUUGAGUAUUUAAAAAAUAUCAACCAUGUCUCCUAUGGCAAGCUGACCGUGAAACGGGAGAACAGCAUGAUACAUGAAUUAUUCAAUUCUAUGAACAAGUCGGCAAGCGAAGGUCACCAAUUUAUCACAUUCCAGCCAAAUGAUAAACUGAUAGCUAUACGUGAUUGUACAUCUGAAGCCGAAAUUGUUGAUGCAGCCUUACAGACCGUCAUGGAAACAGCAGCUAUGGGUAUUAAGAGCACUGCUAACGAGUAUGCAACAUGUCUGGACUUACGCACAGCUGCCUAUAUAUAUUCGGUGAAAAAAAUAUUCCAUGCAUUCGAAACAUCGGGCAUUUCACAGCAGUGAAAGAGAAUGUAAUAAUAUGUAAAAAUAAAGUAUUUCUUUGAAUCAAACAGUUUA